AUGGCGAAGGCGAAGAUCUCAGCUGCUCCAGCAGAUCAGACGUCCUUGGAGCGGCUCAAAGCACUGGACACUUUAUCCGAUCUGCAAUCUCAACUCAAGGAAGCACGCCAACUAUGUACACACGCCGCUCGAGCAGACAUGCUCGCCAAAUGGCUGUUAGUGAAGCUUCAGGACGAUGCCGUCGCUCGUGCUGCUCCUGAGUCUUGGUCUCUACUGGAUCUUAUAGUUCGAAUCUCGCCACCAGAGCGACUAGCAGCUCUGCUCGGCACCUCAGACCUCAUUCGAACCAUCACGAAGACCAUGAACGAGAGCACAGAAGGUACUAGAGUCAUUUGGGAGGUUGAUAACUGCUUGUCAUCACUUUUCUCUCUCUCCGAAGGGCCCAGGUCUGCUGCAGUCAAGGCACGAUUGAGCACGAGCGCGGAGAAGGCUGCGCAACUCCUUGGAGCCUGGGUCGGAGCUAUGUUAACAGUGGAGUUCCAUCUCAAAUGGCCUGAUAGACUGGACUUAUGCGUAGAUCAAGUCGUCCGCGUCUGGAACCUCCGCAAGCAUGAUCCGCACGAGAAUGAGCAUUUCGCUUCGCUGUGUCUUGUACCAGCCACAGCGCUGUUGGGUCAGCUGAGCUCAGAUGGCGACUCGACACGGACAAAGCGAAAGCGCAAGGUGCAGGGAGCGCUACAGGCUGAUGCUCGAUCCUGUCUGGAAGCACUUUUGGCGAAACAUGUAUUCUUGCCAAGUCGAUCGGCUUUCUUCGCCAGCUCGUCGCAGAAGCAAUCCAAGAGCCAGUCGGCUGCCAACUUCAUUCCUUUGCCACAGCGUCUGAGCACUAUCGAAGAUACGAUCGCCUCUGAUAAGCUUCAGCCAUUGAGCGUAUCAUUAUUGUUGGACAUCGCACUGCGCAGUGCGCCUACGCAGAACUCUCGACAGCGAUUGAAGGAGAGGCCAUGGAUCGAGAACAUCUUCCCUGCUCUACUGGCAUGCUUGGCGAGGGUAGAAGGUCCCAGCAAGCAAGGUGCAUUAACGGCUAUGCUCAAAGUAUUGCAAGUGCAUGGAGCAUCAUUGUCGAGGGAGACUCUACUACAGCUCGCCACAAAUCAGGCUAUAUCUGAUCGAGAUGAGCAGUCCACGAACUGGGAAGUCCUAGCGCAGAUGAUUUUGCUAGACCCUACCGCGUUUGCUAGAGUCGAGAAGGAUGGCAAGCAUCUCGAUGCUGCGCGUCUGUUCGACCUGAUUGCGAAGGCCGAAGAACCUAAACAUGGCAAUCUUGACCUCAUAAGGGAGUCGGUGGUGAUUCCUAUCAUGCUUGCUUUCGCCAAAAAUCGCGGACUGCCUGCGUUCAUUGACUUGUGGCAUACCCAGCUGCGUAAGACAGAUUCGCUGAGUACGGUAUGGUUGCAGCUGCGAGAGUCCUUUGCCAAGCUUGUCGAGGAACACCUGUCGUUGAACUACAUCGUGGACUGGAUCACGCGCUUGCGCCAAUCAACGGAAGCGACUGCCUCCGUUGCGGAUGUCAGCGACAUGGAUCAAGGACUGUUGAGUGCCAACUGCACCAUCGUUUCCGCAAUGCUUUGUGGAUUGCAGAGCGCUGCGUACAGAGACGCUGUUUACAGCGAGCUCGAUCAGCUGAUCGAGCCUCUUUACUCGCUACACACUAGCAAUAUUGACAAGAUAAGCUACAUUUGGUUCUUGUUGAGACACGUGCUUGAACUGUGGUUUCCGACUUGGGCAUCGCGGCAGUCGAAUCGGGCGACUGUUGUCAAACGAGCAGAGGACAUCUAUAACACGACAUUGCAGGCUACCGCAGAGAAACACCUGGAGCACUAUGCCACCGGUGCUGCGCUGUCUGGAGUCACAUUAUCGAAAACGCGAGACAUAUGUGAGUACGUCGCUGUGGCGUCACAUCUCCUCAAAGCGUACGACCCACGAUUCAUGGAUGCCUGCAAAUCUGUGGCAGCCAAAGCCAACCACGACUCAAUGUUGGCAUAUCUGCUCCGCGCCGACUCCGAGACAUCGAAGAAUGCAGAUAUCAAACGUCCAUCUGGGCACAAUAUGAGCCAUAGCAGUGUCCCUGAAAGCCUCAGGAGCUUCAGUACGCUGGUAGACGAGUGUACAGAGAGUACGGAUCAGUCAAUCCCCAUGACUGUCAUCAAUUCCGCAACGAAACAUCUGGAAGGCGACCUUGCACCGACUGAGUACUCUUGUAUUCUCGCAAAUAUCUCACGCUACUGUCAGGGCGCGAAGCCACGAGCACAGAUGGACAUGCUGCACGGUCUACUGGACUCGAAUGGAACCCUGAGCCACUCCACAAUCGUUCUGGCCAAAGCCGUUGUCUCUAGUCUUAGGAGAGUAGACUUCGCCGACAGGAGUCCAGCAGACGGUGCAAACAGUCCUCAGUCACUCAUGAGUAGCCUUCUUGCCAUUGCUGGGCAGUCAAAGAGUCUGACACUGGUCCGUGGAAGCCUAGACUGCGUAGCUCUUGCACUGCGAAGCAAGCCCUUCCUAACGAACCAAUGCGUGGUAGAAACUGUUAUGACAACGCUCAAGACUCUCGCAAGACGACAAGAUACACAUCUUCGAGUCCUAUACCUAGAUAUCAGCAGCACCUUUACCGCGCUGCUGCAGCACCACCUUUCUCGGCUUCGCGAUCGCAUGCACCUCAUGGUAGAGCUCAUACAGAGCCUCAUCUCGUGUCUGUUUUGCAGGCUGCCAGCGAGUGAUGGUACCAGCAAGCAUCUUACUGCUCGCCACGCCCGCCUACUUGCUCGGAAUUUACAGCUCCUCUGCAGCCCACCUCGCCUGACCAGGACUUGGAAUCACAUUUCCGAUCUUGUAGACGAAGCGCGAAAGGCACAAGCGCAUGUGGGACAGUACAUGCAGUAUGUAUUACACCACUAUUGCGUUGAGGUACUCGGCGGGACGCCUGGCGAGGAUGUGCGGGAAGCUCUUAUGCCUGGCUUGUAUGCCAUGGUCGAAGCUAUGGAAGUCAGUAAUGAGGAUGCAAUCAAGGUACUGGGCGCUGCGAUGAACAAUAGUGAGAGAGCGGUGUUGAGAAGUGUCUAUGAUGAUUAUAAGUCGUUUGCGAAGUGGCGUGGUGGAUGA
Molecule: messenger RNA, 3099 nt
Organism: Recurvomyces mirabilis
Lineage: Eukaryota; Fungi; Ascomycota; Dothideomycetes; Mycosphaerellales; Teratosphaeriaceae
Exons: 1
Coding region: 1-3099 (1032 amino acids)
Source: RefSeq, a predicted model, not a curated record